Adelges cooleyi (spruce gall adelgid) is the source of this 1884-nucleotide messenger RNA. Its product is annotated as MICOS complex subunit Mic60-like. Bases 1 to 1884 code for a protein of 627 amino acids. The record is from RefSeq and is a predicted model, not a curated record. The transcript has 9 exons. Gene Ontology annotation, biological process: cristae formation. NCBI's taxonomy places the organism in Eukaryota, Metazoa, Arthropoda, Insecta, Hemiptera, Adelgidae. Gene Ontology annotation, cellular component: MICOS complex.
AUGACAUUGGUGCCAGUUUAUGCUAAAUUCGAUCCAAAGUUUAGAAAAACCCUAAAAUGUUACGCGCCUUUUAUAGACAAUUAUGUGAAGUUCGUGUUUCAAGAAGAAAAACCUUAUUUGGAUUCUAUAGUGGAUAGCAUGUAUUGUGCUAAAGAAUGGAUAUUAGAUCGUACUUUUGGCAAAGAUAAGGUUCGUAAUGAAUGUGACACAACCGUAUGUGGUAAUGAACAUCCAGAUGCGGACAAAUGCGCUGAAAACGGUAAUGGAAACGAAGAAAAGGUUGUGAAUAAUAUAGCAGACCAGCCUUCAGUGGAAAAAAAUAAUGACGACGAAAAAACAUGUGAACAAGUUGGUGCAGAUAUAAACUUAUUCGCUGAACAGAUAAAAACUAACUAUGAAGAGGCUUCUCUCAUAAUCAAAGAGUACAGUAAUAACUCCUACGAGAACAUAAGAAAUGCAAUUACUAAUCUGGACAAUAAUGUAUGGGGUAUAUUAAAAGACUUGGAAAAGGAAAAAAAUAAAAAAUAUGUUGAAAUUCAAGAACAAAUCAUGAAUAAAAUGAAAGCUCUAGGUCAGAGACAAACAGCUCUUAGCAGCCAAGACCUAAAAUGUACUCCCGAAGAACGUAACACCGCUAAGGAAACACUUAGGGCCGCAUUAGAAACUAUCCGUCAGGCCAAAGCAAAGUUGGAAGAUGAGCUAAAAAACCUUGCAGUUUAUGAAAACUAUCGAAAUAAAGUACAAUCUAGAUGGAACCAAACAAUGGAAGAAUUUGAAAGCAUUUUCCCGCAUGCUACGCUAUCAAAAGAUAAUUUGAAGCUCACGAAUGCCGAUUUCGAUCUUUUUUUACUGUACUCAUUUGAAGCGUUACAGAACAUCCGCAAAAACAUUGAGCGAUUGAACUGUUCUGCAUCUGAAAGAAUUAAUAAAGUCGUAUCAGACAACAAAGACAAAAUAAAGAGGUUGACAAAUGAAAAAUAUAAAGAAGAGUCAGCUAAGCUGCAAUCUGAUUACAAUCAAAAGAUUAAGGCAAUAUAUGAAGGAUGCAAUGCUCGUGUUGAAGAACAAUUAAGAGCUCAAGAAGCUUUGCACGAUGUUCAAUUACGCGAAAUAGUAGAAAAUGCACAAAUGACGGCUUCUAGUAAAAUAAGCGAAGAACUUACUGCUCUAGAAACUAUGGAAAACCAUAAAAUGAAUACCGAACUAAAAAAAAUGGAAGAUAGGUUCCGACAAGUGAUGCAAACAUUAAAAGUUCAAGCGGAAGAUCAGAAGAAGAUGUUUGCGUCACAACCAUUGUGGGCGGCAGGUCAGUCGAUGUUGAACGCCAUUGACAAACCUGCGUCUACUUUAACCGGCCAUUCAGUCGUACACGUGGAUGACGAGAUAUCCGCUAUCAAAAAGGCGGCUGAGGGCGAUGAGACAGUAGAGGCCAUCAUAAACUGGAUACCAGAGGACGCCAUGAAGUGGGGUGUAAGUACUUCGGUGGAGCUGAAAGACCGGUUUGAUAAGUUGUCGGCGGUGGCAGCUCACGUUGCCCAAGUGCCAGAGGACAAGGUGUCGCUACUGCGACUUGGCCUAAGCUACCUAAUCAGCAAGUUUGUGGUGCUCAAUGGCGAAACGGACGGACAAGACGUGCCGGUCGACGCGGGUACAUACAAUUUGCUGAAACACGCAAAAUACUGGGUGGACAGAAACGAUAUGUCCAAAGCUGUUCCUUAUGUGGAACGCAUCAGAGGAUUAUCUCGCAAUGUUUCCCAGCAGUGGGUGGAUGAAGUCCGCAAAUACUUAGCCAUCAAGCACGCGGCGCACGCUCUCAUGACUUACGCCUCUGUUACGUCCCUUUCGUUUGUGGAACAUCGCAAGGAUAAUAAUUCUAAAGUGUAA